This is a messenger RNA of Corythoichthys intestinalis (scribbled pipefish), 5437 nucleotides long. It is a transcript of the gene tnks1bp1, whose product is annotated as tankyrase 1 binding protein 1. The transcript has 10 exons. The record is from RefSeq and is a predicted model, not a curated record. NCBI's taxonomy places the organism in Eukaryota, Metazoa, Chordata, Actinopteri, Syngnathiformes, Syngnathidae. The coding region runs from base 185 to 4714 and encodes 1509 amino acids.
GGCAGGGAGUGUGUGGAGAGGAGUCAACACAAUUGUGACGCCUCCUUAGUGGGAAUGAGGAAAAACAGAAGCAGGCGAGACGGUGGAGGAAAACGCAAGUUUGUUUUUCCAUUUAUAACUUCGUCCUACGUCCUUCAUUCGUCGCUAUCUGUAUGGUUGUGUGAAUACUGAAAGAAACCCAACAAUGCAGAGCUCAGUCGACUCUUCCCAGGUGAUAGAUGUCUCGAAACCCAAGCCAUCUCUUCCUCCUAAGCCUCGACUUACUCCCAAACCUUUCUCCGCAAAAAACAACAUAAUUCGCUCCAUAAAUCCUCCAAAGACUGUUAAUGUGCCAUCUACAGACAAGGAUGGAAAAUCUGUAGCUAAAACUGCUCCUAAACCCCCCUUGACCAAACCACCUGCAAAACCACCUCUGUCAAAGCCCACCAAUGUACCUUUAAAGGAUCAAACAAAACCUCCCAAACCUGAACCCAAACCUGCUGCAGUCCAAAAAAAAGUUGUCAAAACAAACAACAAAACAGAAACGCAGGCUGUGACAAACACUAAACAUGAUGACAUUGAAAAGAAUGAAAAUGAAUCUCCAACAAAAAACGUCCAAACUCCUGAUGAGGCUCAGAGGAAUGAUUCCUCAGAUAUCAAUGAAACAUUUCAAUGGGGAGGAACCAGAAAGCGCUUGCCUGAGGAGCUAACCUCAAAGUUUAACGCUGGUGGCAUCCCUCGGCCAACUGAACACACACGGUCGACAUCUAUGAACAAGGGAAAAGAAAAUGCAAACCAGCCAAACUCAAAAGUGCCAGAGACAUCUAUGACAGGAAGCGAUGAAGCCAAAAUAGCGGAGGACAGCAAUGGAGGGGGCAGCAUUAAACGCCGGAUCAGUCUUUUAUUUGACUCAAAGCCUGAGGUUGCUGUGAAAAGAGUGCAGCCCGAGUUUAUUAACGAAACGGCUGGUGUCAAGGAGCGGAUAAAAAACUGGACUCAGGAACCUAGCGUUGUGCCCCCAACUGCACCAACAAUAGAGAAGCCUCCCAAAUCGCUAGCUGUUCCUGAAUCCAAGAAGGCUGACAAAACUGAAAAACCUUCAACAAAAAGACUUGACACAUCAGACGAUUUAGAGAAAAAAACAUCAACAGAUUACGAUGUUGCCAAUGACUCCUCAUCAGAAAUUGUUAAAAGGUUUGACACUGCCAAACACCAACAAUUUGGUGCGGAGGGAGACAGUCUCGAAGCUCCUCAUGUCAUAGCUGAUAAAAACUUAGAUGAUGUAGGAACUUUAGAGGAGAGGCAAAGAAGGGAUGAAAUGGAGGAAGAAAUUGAAGAGGAGAGAAGGCAGGAGAAGGAGAAAGAAAGAUUGACAUUGGAGAGGGAAGAGGAGGUGAAACAGAGAAGAGAGGAACAGGAAAGAGAAAAGUUGAAAGAAGACAGAAGGAGGGAGGAGAUGGAAAAGAUCAGUGUGAAGAGGUUGGCAGAGGAGAGGCAGAGAAGGGAGGAAUUGGAGAAAGAAAGGCUGGAAGAAGCAAGAAGGAGGGAAGAGAUAGAAAGAUUGAGGCUGAAGAAGCAAGAAGAGAGACAAAGAAUAGAUGACCUGGAGAAAGAAAGGUUGAAAGAAGAGGAGAGAAGGAAAGAAAUGGAAAGAUUGAGGUUGAAGCGAGAAGAAGAGGAGAGACAAAGAAUAGAGGAGAGAAGAAGGGAAGAAACAGAAAGGCUGCAGAGAGAAGAAGAGGAGAGACAGAGACGGGAGGAAAUAGAGAGAGAAAGACUGAGGGAAGAGCAGAAAAGGAAGGAGGAUAUGGAAAGAUUAAGACUGAAGUUGGAAGAGGAGGAGAGACAAAGACUAGAGGAUAAAGAGAAAGAAAGGUUGAGAGAGGAGAGAAGAAGGGAAGAAACAGAAAGGCUGCAGAGAGAGGAAGAGGAGAGACAGAAACGGAAGGAAAUAGAGAGAGAAAGACUGAGGGAAGAGCAAAAAAGGAAGGAGGAUAUGGAAAGUUUAAGACUGAAGUUGGAAGAGGAGGAGAGACAAAGACGAGAGGAUAAAGAGAAAGAAAGGUUGAGAGAGGAGAGAAGAAGGGAAGAAACAGAAAGAUUAAGGCUGCAGAGGGAACAAGAGAAGAGACAGAGAAGGGAUGAACGAGAGAAGGAAAGACUUAGAGAAGAGGAGCAAAGGAGGGACGAGAUGGAAAGAUUAAGGCUAAAGAGGGAAGAAGAGAGGCAAAGAAGGGAGGAAUUGGAGAAGGAAAGGAUAAGGGAAGAGGAGAGAAUCAGGGAGGAGAUGGAAAGAUUGAGGCUGAAGAAGGAAGAAGAGUUACAGAGACAGGAGGAACUAGAAAGGGAAAAAGUAAGGAAGGAGGAGAGAGAAAGGCAGGAAAUUGAAAGAAUAAGAGUGAGGAAGUUAGAAGAGGAAAAGCGGAAAAGGGAUGAAUUAGACAAAGAAAGGUUGAAAGAAGAGGAGAGAAGGAGGGAAGAGAUAGAAAGAUUGAAGCUAGUGAAGGAAGAAGAGGAAAGACAGAAAAGGGAUGCAUUGGAGAAGGAAAGGCAAAGGGAAGAAGAGAGAAGGAGGGAGGAGAUUGAAAGAUUGAGGCUGAAGAGGGAAGAAGAGAGACGGGUUCAUGAAGAAUUGGAGAGAGAAAGGUUAAGGGAAGAGGCGAGAAAGAGGGAGGAGAUGGAAAGAUUAAGGCUGUUGAGGGAAGAAGAGGAAAGACAGCAUCGUGAAGAAUUGGAGAGGGUAAGGCUAAGGGAAGAGAGGCAAAGGAAGGAGGAAAUAGAAAGAAGGAGAGAUGAAGAGAUGGAAAGACGGAGACUGCAGAGGGAAGAAGAUGAGAGACGGAUUCGUGAAUUAGAGAGAGAAAGGUUAAGGGAAGAAGAGAGAAGGAGGGAGGAGAUGGAAAGAUCGAGGCUAAAGCGAGAAGAAGAGGAGAGACAGGUACGAGAAGAAUUGGAGAGGGAACGGCUAAGGGAAGAGGAGAAAAAGAGAGAGGAGAUAGAAAGAUUAAGGCUGUUGAGGGAAGAAGAGGAAACACGGCAUCGUGAGGAAUUGGAGAGGUUAAGGCUAAGGGAAGAGAAGCAAAGGAAGGAUGAAAUAGAAAGACUGAGGCUAGAAAGGGAAGAAGAGGAGAGACAGGAACUUGAAAAAUUGGAGCGGGAAAGGUUAAGGGAAGAUGAGAGAAGGAGGGAGAUUGAAAGAAUAAGGCGGAAAGUGGAAGAAGAGGAGAGACAGAGAAGAGAUAAAUUGGAGAGAGAAAGAAUUAGGGAUGAGGAGAAACGAAGGGAGGAGAUAGAAAGACUCAAGUUGAAGAUAGAGCAAAAUGAAAGGCAAAGAAGGGAGGAAAUUGAGAGGAAAAGUAUGAGGGAAGAGGAGAGAAGAAGGGAGGUGAUCGAACAACUCAGGUUCAAAGAGGAAGAGGAUGACAGACAGAUACAGGAGGAAUUAGAGCGCAGAAAAGAGGACUCAAGAGUGGCACAAGCACUGAAGGAGGAGGAGUCACGGACAAGAUGGAAGAUGGAGAUAAAAAUGCAACAGCAAAAUGAAGAGCUGGAGAGAUUAGGAGAGACAGGGAGACAAAGAGAAGAGGUGAGAAGGGAAGAAGGUUGGAGGGAAGAAAUGAAAAGAAAAGAAGCUGAAGGAUAUUUAAUUAGUUCCCAUUCUAAGGAUUUGCCCCAAACUGGAAUACUUUACGAUAACUUCUCUGUCAAUGAGCCUUCACCUCUGGCGGAUGUUGGUCAUUUUGAUGAUUUUUCAGUAAAGCCAACUCGAUGGGGUUCACAGCCUAGAGUGGAUCUAACUACACGGGAUACAACAUUGGACGUACUGGUGCCCUUCAAUAAUGGCAAUCAGGAAAGAGAUGCACAAGAAAGAAUGAAGAAUAGAGGGGGCUUUGAGCCGAGAUCAGCCUUGGAGAGCUUGGAGAAAAAAACAGACUACCGGGAGCAAGAGGAGGAGUCUCAAAAGCAGGAGGAAGAGUUGACGAAAGGACACCGAUAUUACAAGCAAGAGGACCCCAUUAGCAGUUACCGCACAUAUGAAAAAGACACUGAUUCGUCGAUAGACUUUGAAUCAGAUGGACAGCCUGCAACCUAUGAGUGGAGAUCUAAAACUGACAGGACUACUUUUCAAUCAACUCCAAACUCUUCCACCGAUCCAUUCCAUGAGGCCUCGCUUGACGGUAUCAAUGAAAUUGAACCAGAGCUGUCUCCUUUCCCCGAGAGCUCCACCCCUCUCCUUGACACCAGUGCUCAGAGAUCCAGGGUAGCCCUGGGUAAGAGGCGCAUCCGAUCGCGUCCAUCACGCUCAAGCCGCACACAACCAGCUAUGGCAGAAAGUCUGGACUGGCGGUCUUGUGACUCUACAGAUGGAGGACGUGGGGUGUCCGACUCAGAGGAGGAGCAGCAAAAACAAAGGACCAUCUCCUCUCCUUCUCCCUCCAGAAAGAUCCCUGUGUUUCCUGGCAUGAGCCCAUCAGACCUCAUUGCUCAGAUCAAAAAGAGAGCAGAAGGACGAGAGGAGAAUGAAGAAGACAAGCAAAGUGCAAAUGAUGAAGUGGUGCCAUCACCCUCCCAAAUGCCUCGCUCUCCCAAUCCUCCUCGCCCUGCAGCCCAUCUUGCCGGGGCUGCACGAGUACUUCCACCCAUAGGCGCCACAGAUGGGGGAGUGGUCUCCUCGCCGGCUUGGCUGACAGAGUUGAAGACGAAAAAGCGUAUCAGUCAACAUGAGGGGGAAUGAGAACUCAGCCACAUAUAGCAGGAGCCACUGCUUUGGGCAGGAUCCACCCAUGUCAGAUGUUUGUGCCAAGAGACACCUCGUCAACAUCCAAAUUUUGCACUCGAGUGCCUUAUUUGUACAUUUGAACCAGAUGUGAAAUAUGCAAAUUGAAAUUCAGGCUUUUUUUAGGCAGAAUACAUAAGUAAUUAAAAACUGUCUUGUAAAUGAUUUGCCUAGGCUAUGUGACAUUUUAUAUUCAUGUCAAGGACAAGUUUGAACUUAUGCUGCAAUGUCAAACAGUGAUCAUUAAUGCAAUGCAGAGCUUGACAUAAAUUGACUAUUUUUUUCAUUCUGUUCUCUUCUGUUUUGUCAAUGGUUAUUAAAGGGGGCUGAUGCCAUUAGGCCGCCCUGCAGCCAAUUUAUAGCUACUCACAAGUUUUCAGUUGAACAUAUUGUAAUUCGAUCCUUUGAUGUAAACCUUUGCACUUUAAGAAAUAUGAUUAUGCACACCCUUUAUGUAGCUCACAUAGACAUGAUCAGACUUUUUUUUUUUUUUUUUUUUCAAAAAUGGCAAUUGCAAACACAUCCUAACAUCAGCAAGCUUGCAGAAAAUGUAGGAAUGCUUUUUUACUACCACAACUGUGUGAAUGUUUAUCCACUGUACUUGAGAUUUUUUAAGUGCCUUUGUUUUCCAAUGGGAAAUAAUGACCACCAGUCAUUAAUUUGCAAUGUUUUCAAUUUCAU